Molecule: messenger RNA, 1678 nt
Organism: Bombina bombina (fire-bellied toad)
Lineage: Eukaryota; Metazoa; Chordata; Amphibia; Anura; Bombinatoridae
Gene: PGD
Product: phosphogluconate dehydrogenase
Exons: 13
Coding region: 101-1549 (482 amino acids)
Biological process (GO): pentose-phosphate shunt, oxidative branch; pentose-phosphate shunt
Cellular component (GO): cytosol
Molecular function (GO): phosphogluconate dehydrogenase (decarboxylating) activity; NADP binding
Source: RefSeq, a predicted model, not a curated record
GAGAAACGUCAUGUGGGUUCAGCGCACAACUGAGUGUGACUUGCUGAACUUGGCACAGACUGAGCACUGAGAGCUGGGCACGGAGCAACAUCUGAGCACUAUGGCUGAAGCGGAUAUUGCACUUAUUGGGCUGGCUGUGAUGGGCCAAAACCUGAUAUUAAAUAUGAACGAUCAUGGCUUUGUGGUCUGUGCGUAUAACAGAACGGUGCAGAAGGUGGAUCAGUUCCUGGCUAAUGAGGCUAAGGGAACAAAGAUAAUUGGGGCUCACUCUCUGAAGGACAUGGUGUCCAAACUAAAGAAGCCGCGCCGGGUCAUGAUGCUGGUGAAAGCCGGACAAGCUGUGGAUGACUUUAUCCAGAGUCUGAUUCCUUUGUUGGAACCGGGUGAUAUUAUCAUUGACGGCGGGAACUCAGAAUACAGAGACAGCACACGGCGAUGCAAAGAGUUGAAAACCAAAGGAAUCUUGUUUGUUGGUAGUGGUGUCAGCGGUGGGGAGGAUGGAGCUAGGUACGGCCCCUCUCUGAUGCCUGGAGGAGACAAAGAUGCUUGGCCUCAUAUCAAGAGCAUUUUUCAGAGCAUUGCUGCUAAAGUCGGGAAUGAGCCGUGCUGUGAUUGGGUGGGUGAGGAAGGAGCUGGGCAUUUUGUAAAGAUGGUGCACAAUGGCAUCGAGUAUGGGGACAUGCAGCUGAUCUGCGAGGCCUAUCACUUACUGAAGGAUAUUCUGGGCAUGGAGCAGGAUGAAAUUGCAAAGGCGUUUGAAGACUGGAACAAGACCGAGUUGGAUUCAUUCCUAAUCGAGAUCACAGCAGACAUUCUAAAGUUUAGAGACACUGAUGGAAAACACUUACUUCCCAAGAUCCAGGAUACUGCUGGGCAGAAGGGGACUGGUAAAUGGACCGCAAUCUCAGCCCUGGAGUUUGGUGUUCCUGUCACGCUGAUCGGUGAAGCAGUGUUUGCACGAUGUCUGUCUUCACUAAAGAGCGAACGAACAGUGGCAAGCAAGCAGCUCAAAGGGCCAAAACUGACUCCCUUUACCGGGGAUAAGAAGGCGUUCCUGGAGGAUAUCCGCAAGGCUCUCUAUGCAUCCAAGAUAAUCUCGUACGCUCAGGGAUUUAUUCUGUUCCGACAAGCUGCUCAGGAAUUUGGGUGGAAUCUGAAUUAUGGGGGAAUCGCCAUGAUGUGGAGAGGUGGUUGCAUCAUCCGCAGUGUGUUCUUGGGGAAAAUUAAGGAAGCCUUUGACCGAAAUCCAGAGCUACAGAACCUGCUGCUGGACAACUUCUUCAAGAAAGAAAUGGAGAAUUGUCAGGAGUCCUGGCGUAGAGUGGUCAGCACUGGGGUUCAAUACGGUAUCCCUAUGCCUUGCUUCACAACUGCCCUGUCUUUCUAUGAUGGUUAUAGACAUGAGAUGCUACCAGCUAACCUUAUCCAGGCCCAGAGAGAUUAUUUCGGUGCUCACACUUAUGAGCUCCUUUCUAAACCAGGACAGUUCAUCCACACUAACUGGACAGGCCACGGAGGCAACGUAUCGUCAUCCUCGUACAAUGUGUGAGACCUGAGCCCUCCAGCUUCUUCGUGACCCUAUGUACUAGAGAUCGCUAUCUUGCCGCUGUGCUAGUGUUUUGCUCAAUCUGCACUUUUGUAAUUGUAGUCAGAGAAUAAAUUUCUUUUUAUAUUGUGA